Messenger RNA from Labeo rohita (rohu), 2178 nucleotides. It is a transcript of the gene fndc4b, whose product is annotated as fibronectin type III domain containing 4b. Gene Ontology annotation, molecular function: protein binding. NCBI's taxonomy places the organism in Eukaryota, Metazoa, Chordata, Actinopteri, Cypriniformes, Cyprinidae. The coding region runs from base 580 to 1242 and encodes 220 amino acids. The transcript is spliced from 6 exons. The record is from RefSeq and is a predicted model, not a curated record.
UUUUUGGAGAGGUGGCGGCUGUACCGCAUUCAUGCCGGUGCAGGUUCGUGCGUCAUGCGGCUAUAGAAGGUGAAUGAAUGACUGCUGAGAAUCAAUCAGUAACUGGCCACCUGUGGGUCAUGUGCCCGCGAUGCAGAGCCGCUGAUUUAUUGGUAUUCUUAAAGCGUCUUACACGAGCGCAUAAAGUGAGGAAGGCGAACGCGAGCUUUGCGUUGAACGCCAUGCGCGUUUACGCGUUACAUUAAACGCGCGGCGAGCGGAUGUAACUGGUGGCCAGGCUGACGUUCCGUUGUGGUAUCGAUGUAAGGAUGUCAAAAGUGUGAUUUCGGUAGCUCUCAAAUCAUUGCGAAAGGAAGCGUCUUUGCGGAUUCGGAUGGCAACAGAUUGAGACGCAUUGUACUGCGAGGAUGCUGAGGAUGAUGCUGGCUUAGAUUGUUUAUCAUCUUCGUAAUCACAGUGUGUAAGUGCUGCAAACAAAUGCGUUAUUGAUAACCAUGUAAUACCCGGAGGAAUGCUUAGUUCAGGUUACUUUUCCGUGGAAAUCGGCGUCGCUCAUCUGGAUUAACUCUUCAGGAAGAUAUGAUUCACCUAGUCACUUUUAUGAGCCUCGUUCUGUCUCUGUUUGGAUGCCACAUCUGCUUUGCAGGGGCGAACCGCCCUGCUGCUCCUGUCAAUGUCUCUGUUACUCACCUGCGGGCGGAUUCGGCCACCGUGUCCUGGAAUAUUCCGGAGGGAGAGACCGUAAUUGGCUUUGCCAUCUCACAGCAGCGACAGGACGGGUUGAUGCAACGUUUCAUUCGUGAGGUGAACACGACCAGUCGUGCUUGUAUACUUUGGGAUCUAGAUGAAGACACUGAUUAUAUUAUCCAGGUCCAGUCUGUCGGACUUUAUGGCGAGAGUCUGGCCAGCAAAAAGAUUCACUUCAGGACGCUUAAAAAGUCUGAACAUUUUCAAUCCACCAUGAUGGAUCAAGAUGACCCUGCGGUUGAGGGUUUAGACCUUUCCAGACACCUUCAGACUGGAGAGAUACUGAUCAUUAUGACUGUACUGCUGAUGUGGGCAGCUGUGAUCGUGCUUUUCUGUAAGCAGUAUGAUAUCAUCAAAGACAACGACUCCAACAACCACAGUAAAGAGAAGAGCAAGCCGUUGUCUGGCCAGAGCACUCCAGAGUAUCAUAAUGGAGGCCUGCUGGGCAGUAAGUUCCAAAGGACGUCAUCCUCUGUCAGCAUCAUUAAGGUUUAACCACGGCAUCACCUGGUCUGUCAUCAGACCUGUCAGUGGAGUGGAUGUCAGCUCAGCUCAUCUUUUGAUAUUCAAGCGUUAAAGGCAAUAGUAACGUAAACCUCUCAGCUCCCUCAGCCACAUCGGGAAUUGUAAGGUAGUAUACGGGUAGUACAGUAUACUCCAAAAAACAACAGUGUCCUGGACGAUGAACAUACUGUACCUCUUUAACUAAUACAUCAUCUAUAACCACAGGAGGAGCUUCUGGUGCUAUGAAUGUGAUUACGAAAACAUCGGCAGCCGGAAACAGCAGUUUAAAUGUGGGAUGAUGUUUUUGGGUGUGUGUGAAUGUGUAGCACUGAAAGAGGAUUAUUAAUUGUAACAAUUACAAAAGUGACAUUUCUCAUUAAUACAUGUAAAUUAUGACAAUAAAUUCAUCAUCAGCCACAGAAGUGGCCUUAUAUUAUGCAUUAAUAAUUUCUAGCCACAGUGAACAGAAUAUCAAUGGCUUGUUUUAUGUUUUUGUUAAGUAUUAACGCUGUUACUAAAUGUUUCACACCCUUGUAGAGUUGAUUGUUCAACUGUGAGGUUUACAGCAGAUCCAGUGCAGGAGUGUCUGUUCAGAAGGAAUGGUUUUGUGUGGCAUUUCUACGCCAAACUAGUGAAAGUUUCUAUUUUAAGCUUGUAAAUUAAGGAGUUAGUAGAACCAUAUGUCUGAUAUUGUAAUGUGCAUAGUUCAGAAAGUAAUACUUAUUUUAUUGUUAUAUUUUGUUUUCUUUGUUCUCUCAGUGAGAAGUUUUGAUUAUGUUAUAUAUAGUAAAUUAGCUACACAUAGCUGUAGUUUUGGGCAAUAGAUAAAGAAUGUAGUUUAAAUACUGUAUUUCACUGCAAAAGUUAGAAGGGAAGUUUGUUAAUAUUCUUGUUCUCAAUCCUGCUUUCCAAUAAAUGGAAAAUGAA